CUGUCUUUGUCUCUCCUAGCUGGCUCUCAGAAGCUGCACCAAACACUGAGCACAAGCUAAAUGGAAGUGGGAUAUUUUCCGAACAGUCAGGAGGAUUUCCACAAUGGUCUCUAUCAAAAUGUCCUAAAGAAACAGUCUGGGGGGAUGGAGUCUCCAGAGUUUUCCCUGCUGUCAUCACUGAGAGGCGACUUUAAUCAAGAGAUUUUUAUCCAGCCUCAUUAUAAGGAGUCGUAUCGCCUGGCGAUCGAUUGCCUCAUUAAAGAUGGAAGAGACCGCUACCAGGAGUUCCUCAAAGAAGAACACAUUGGGAGCUUCCUCUCGGAAGAGGAGAUUCUCUUCAUUACAUCCAAGGCAGAACAGCCGGCAUCCCAAAACCUGACAGAAGAAGUCAUUGGUCCACCAGAUAACUCAACAGACAACCAGUCAUCCUCUGGGACAUACUGGCCCACUCACUCAGAUGUGGAAACACCAAAUUUGGAUUUGGGUUGGCCAGAGCUAUUGUAUGAUAACCACCCGACUAAUAUCAAUCUGCUCUACCAUCCACCUAGACAUAACAGCCCGACCAUAAAGGAGGUGAUCCUGAAGAAUAUUCAGGAAGCAAUACAGGUCAUUGCUAUUGUGAUGGACAAGUUCACCGAUGUCGACAUAUUCAAGGAAAUCGUGGAUGCUUCUAUACGGGGUGUACCAGUCUACGUGCUAUUGGAUGAUAACGAUUUGAAAAGUUUCCUCAAGAUGGCUGAUAAUCAAGAUAUCAAAAUACAGCAGCUCAGAAACAUGAGGGUGCGCACCGUGAAAGGUCGGGAUUACCUCUGUCGAUCAGGAGCCAAAUUUCAUGGAGCAAUGGAGCAGAAGUUUCUCUUAUUCGAUUGCUACACAGCAAUUUAUGGCUCAUACAGUUUCACUUGGUCAUCUGAGAAGAUCCAUCUGAGCAUGGUACAGGUCAUCACCGGCCACCUUGUAAGGUCCUAUGAUGAAGAGUUUCGGACACUCUAUGCCCAGUCAACUGUACCGGCUGAACUAGAUACCCCGGUGGAAGGGUUGCACAGCAGCGGUCUUCAUGGGCAACACAUGUUGCCAAGAUAUUCUGCUCCAAAAACUGGAUGGAGGGACCAGGUGCGGCAUUCUUUGGAUAGAGUCAAUCGGAAAACCUGUGAACUAAAAUCUAGCAUGACAGGCUUUGAAGAGAGGCUCAUUAAAGAGGAUGGUAAAAUAUUCAUGCCCUUGAUCAAGGAACCACAAUAUGACCUCAAUUUCUUAGAUGACACAAAUUUGUUGAAACGACACAGCUAUGCUGGGGAAAGACAAGAUGAAUGCAUCCCACAGAACACGAGGGCCAGAGGAAGCAAUUGGAAUAUCCCUAAAGACGCUGGAGUUUUUCCAAACAACUACUCGAUGGAUAAUUAUUUGCAAGUGUCACAGCUACACAGAGGUCAAAAUAUGCGUCAGUCUUACAAUGGCAUUGACAAACAAGUCCUCUCCGUGCAGCAGAACAUGCCAACAUUGAAGAACACUUCAAAGGCGUUCAUGCGCACAUGGAGGAUAGACUCAUACCUUAAUAACCCUGACACUCAAUAUCCGGAAACCUGUGACUAUUUAGACCCGUUUGAAAACCAGGAUAACACCAGCUCCUUCCUUCAGGGACAAAUGCGAAACUCUAUUGCUCUCAAGUACUCCGUACCAGGACAAACAGAGCCAAGCGGACUCAGAAACCCCUCUUCGCGCCUUGCUGGUUCCUCAGCAGCACCCAACAAUUCUUUUCACUCAAAUUCAAUGCAGUGGCAUUCUGCUGCAGCAUCUGAGAAAAAAAUCUACUCCAAAAUGUUUACGUCAAUGUUGGACAACAGUGAUAAUGCAGCAGGCCAUGGCCCAGGUAGAAAAUCUUACCACUCCACGUACUCCAGUUUAAGCAGACAUAAACAGGAAAAUAUAAUUGCACGCCCAGACAUGCUGGCAGACAAUUGGCAAAAGAGGCACAGCGUAGCUGAUCCACGGUCAAGAACGGAGCACACAUAUGAACCCUCAGGUCACAUGUAUGGGCAUCUUGUAAGGCCAGAAGUAAACAGGAGCACUGUGGAAGUCCAUGCUCACAAUGGAGGAUAUAGAGCAAACAUUAAUGAAGAUCAGAGAUCUGUCUCCCACCAUGAUGUUAAGAAUGUCACACAUAAAAUAGUGUCAAGUACUCGUAUCUGGCAGGAACCCCCAUCCAGGACUGUCUCUGCAGCAGCCUUGCACCACAAUAGCAAAGAUUUGCCAAAUAAAUCCAGGAAUGGGCAAUCUUUGACGCACAUAUCAGAAAAAAAAGAGAAUUACCCGAGGACCAUGGAUACACCAAGUCUAAAUUCAGGUGACAGUAGUGACACCAUUACAGCUGAGGAUGACACUUCAACAACUGUAGGGGGAGAAAAGCAUCACCAAAGUGCAACCAGUUCUGACAGGUCAUCAUCAGAAAGCCAUCUAAAGUCCUCAAAGCCGCGAUCCGAAACAGAGGAACAUAAGCGCCAACCAUCGAACUCUCCCUCCAAAACCACCACACAGAAGAAACCCUCGAUUUUUACAAAAAACACUAAGCCUGCUGCUGAAAGUCGCGUAUACAGCAGAUUUGAACCUUUCUCCUCCUUUGAAAAGAAAAGCUCUCUGCUGACUGGCUCCAGGCGCACACAGUCUCAGGAGAGAACGAAAAGCCUUUCCAAAGGCGAGGCAGCUGCUGAAACCAGCCACACUCAGGCAACACGAGGACACCAGGAAAACAAGCUGGGAAAAUUCUUCAACAGAGUAGGAAAUCUGUUAAAUAAGAACAAGUAGGGUCGGCUGCUUCAGUGGCACAUUCAAACUACGUGGGUUGCCUAUUAGAGAUGUUCAUUAGAUUGGCAAUGGUUCUGAGCGUGGCAGAGCAGCUACGUGCAUAUGCUUCGCAGUUUGAAUUUUGAUUUUCUACCUUUUGUUUUGCACUGAAAUAUCACCCUGAUAUGGCGAUUACAGAUGGGUUUUACUUGAUGUAGAAAUACUGCUUCUACGUUCUGCUGUUGUUCGUUUGUUUGUUCUUUACUGGGGUUAGCCUCUGCUAUAAAUUGAAAUGCUGUCAAAAUGUUUACAUUGGCAAAUGGUGGUGUAACAAGGUCACAUGUGUAUCCUUUAUUAUCCUGGACCUGCAAGUGUGUGGGCUGAUCAUACCUCGCUAAUCCCCGCACAACAUUGGUCCGCUUGAGUGUCGACAGCUGCUGCAGAAACACACAGAACAAAUACAUUAGGCAUUCAAAGUGUUCAUCGGACAUCUGAAAAUGCAUUUCUUACUUGUUUAUGUUUCACAAAGGUUUCACAAAGGCUGUGCAGAGUGUAUUGACAUUAGAAAGUGUUCACAUUGUGUAUUAUGCUCAGCAAAUUCGGAUCAGGUCAAUGUUCCAUUAAUUUUAGGAAAGAUCAAGGAGCUUGUUAAAAUUACCUUUUCUCCAAAGACUUCAGUAAUGGGAUUGUUUUUUACACAGAGUGCUGCACCUUGAUAUCAAAUUAAAUGACUGUGCAAGCAGAAUAGAAAACACAACAGAUCGACACAUUGAAGCGUCUGUGAGAUGACUUAACAAUUUUAGAGGAAUUCCAUGCCUCUCUUAUGAGGUUUCACUGGAUUAACAAAAAGUAAUAUAAUUGACCACUGAUUGUGUUUAGAGGUAAGGCUCUUUUGAAUGAAAGUACUGUAAAGGGGUGCAGGUGUUUGUGAGGGAUUGUGUAAAAAUGUUGCUGUAUAUUAAAGAGACUUAUGUUGA
Molecule: messenger RNA, 3758 nt
Organism: Fundulus heteroclitus (mummichog)
Lineage: Eukaryota; Metazoa; Chordata; Actinopteri; Cyprinodontiformes; Fundulidae
Gene: sack1b
Product: family with sequence similarity 83 member B
Exons: 5
Coding region: 61-2802 (913 amino acids)
Biological process (GO): epidermal growth factor receptor signaling pathway
Cellular component (GO): membrane; cytoplasm
Source: RefSeq, a predicted model, not a curated record